Episyrphus balteatus (marmalade hoverfly) is the source of this 1770-nucleotide messenger RNA. RefSeq names its product kelch-like protein 4. NCBI's taxonomy places the organism in Eukaryota, Metazoa, Arthropoda, Insecta, Diptera, Syrphidae. The record is from RefSeq and is a predicted model, not a curated record. Bases 1 to 1770 code for a protein of 589 amino acids. Gene Ontology annotation, molecular function: protein binding. The transcript has a single exon.
AUGGAUCCAAUAAAACGAUCACCAAACGUUGAUGACAAGAUCAUCUUUCAAACCCAUAAACACUCUGCACUUGUCUCCAAGAAACUUCAGAGUUUCUAUCAAGAAAAUGAGUUAUUCGACACUGUGAUCAUUGCAGGAAGCGAUCAUGUCAAUAUCCAUGCUCAUAGUGUUGUCUUGUGCUCAUUGAGUGAGUACUUCUUGCAAAUAUUCCGUAGGACUAAAAGAACUUCAAAGGAAAACAUUGUUGAAAUUAAAGAAAUCAAUGCUUCAACAUUGAAACUUGUUAUUGAUUUCAUGUAUUCGGGUGCGAUUGAAUUAGAUUUACGAACUGUUGAGCAAUUUUUGCGAGCUGCAUCGUUUCUAAAGUUGAACACUUUAGUUGAUGGUUGCUGUGAAUUGAUUGAGAAAAAUAUCGAUUUCAACAACUCUUUACAUUGGUUCCGUUUGGCUAAGGAACUGAGCCUAAGUAGUCUGAAAAACAAGUCUUUGGAAUGUACUUACAUUCACUUUGAGAAAAUAUCAAAGGAGAAAGAGUUUAUGAUGUUGAAUGAAAAUGAAUUGAAGGAUUUGUUCAACGAUAAUCCCCAUGGAGACUUCGAAGAAGAAGUCUUCCUGUCCAUGGUAGCAUGGAUAAAUUAUGAUAAACCUAAACGUGAACUUUUAGUUUUCGAGCUUCUGUCAAAAGUUCGUUUUUGGGUAUUAACGCCCAAGUUCAUUGUUGAAAACAGACAUUCAGUUUGUAAGACUGUCGAAAGCUACGAAUUAAUUUGCGGUUGGCUUCAAUGGCAUUUGUCACCGGAAACUCGGUCAAACAACUAUUCCAAUUGUACUUUCAAGCCAAGGCAGAAGCCUAAGCUUGCAGUUGUAGACAGCUUUUUUUCCCAUACACAUAAACAUCGGAGUAUUAAAAUUCGAACUUUUAACCCAAAAAGAAAUUCAUGGGCAGAAGAAAUUGAAAAAUAUAUCGAUUCUAAAAAACAGGAUUUUUCAGCAAUUGAGAUAGACAGAAAGCUAAUUAUGGUUGGAGGGAAGGAUAAUGGUGGAUGGAGCAAUAGCGUGGAGUAUUUCAAUUUGGAUACUUUUGUGUGGGGUAGUUUACCUCCAAUGAUAAAUUCACCCAAACAGUGUUGCCAAUUAGUGGAUUUGAAAGGACAUUUGUGUGUGUUUGCUGAUGGCGAAGAUACUGACUCGUAUUCAAUGGAGAUAUAUAACUUUUCAACAUGCAAAUGGCAGGAUAUAUACCCGCUUUCUGAACCAAGCAUAAACAGCCAAAUAGCUGCCCACAAUGGGGUAUUAUACAUUCUUGAUUUUUAUAACGGCUUGUUGCAAACUUAUGAGGUCUCAACAAAUAAAUGGACCUCGAGAACUAUUAAGAAAAAUUCAUUGACAAAUUUUGGCCUUGCUGCAAUCGAUGGAUUCUUGUACGUCAUCGGUGGCGGUCGUUAUGAUAACGACGAAUGCGAAGAAUCCGAUGAAAAUCAUGAAGAUAACGACGAUGAAGACAGUGAUGAUGAAAAUAACGAAACAGGCUAUAGAAAAAUUGUUCAACGCUACGAUUUAACAAAUGAUUGCUGGUGUGAAAUGGCAUCAUUACCAUAUUUACAAUUGGAUCCAUUUAUUAAAACCAAAGUUCUUGAAAAUAAAAUUAUAGCAUGCGAUACCUACAAUGUUUUCGAAUAUGACCUAGGACUGGACAUAUGGACUUGUUUAACAUCAAUGCCACAAUUUUGUUUGAACAAUUCAUGUGAUAUUUAUAAUUUUUACCGUUAA